Molecule: messenger RNA, 336 nt
Organism: Candidula unifasciata
Lineage: Eukaryota; Metazoa; Mollusca; Gastropoda; Stylommatophora; Geomitridae
Source: the annotation of a GenBank genome assembly
AUGGGAAAAAAGAAAGGCCGCACAGGGCAAAAGAAGCUACAAGGCCCUAAGGCUAAAGCAGUGCAGAAAGCAAAGAAUCACAAGAAAGCUGAAUCAAAGUCCAAAGCCAAAUCAAGAAAAACACAGUCUAAAGCUGUGAAGACCAAUCUGAAAAAGAUGUCCUUUGACAACAGCAAGAAGAUUGACCUCCUCAAUGCCGACAUUACCAAAGUUCUAAUGGCACCACCCAAGCUAGCUCCAGUCACGUCUGAUAAGGUACCACAGAAAAAGCCACAAGUGGAAGAUGUACCCAUACCAGAUGUGGCCUCAAUAGAGCAGCAGAUGGAGCAGAUGUGA